Cajanus cajan (pigeon pea) is the source of this 2217-nucleotide messenger RNA. Its product is annotated as putative 3,4-dihydroxy-2-butanone kinase. The record is from RefSeq and is a predicted model, not a curated record. Gene Ontology annotation, molecular function: glycerone kinase activity; ATP binding. Gene Ontology annotation, biological process: glycerol catabolic process. Gene Ontology annotation, cellular component: cytosol. NCBI's taxonomy places the organism in Eukaryota, Viridiplantae, Streptophyta, Magnoliopsida, Fabales, Fabaceae.
UUUUUUGUUAAGGUUCAGAAGAUUACCUUAGUGGUAUGAAAUAGUAGGUGUUAUGGAUAAGGGACAUUAGCUGAAAAGUGAAAAGUCAAAGCGUGGUCGUUGGCAUAAAAGGAGGAGUGGGGCUUGAUGAGAAGAGCAUUAGCUUGCAUUUUCUUUUGUUAUAAUUCUCAAACUCACAAGUGAGAAACUAAGCAAGCCAUUUUAUUUAUCUUUCGAUUUGUAGGGUUUCGUUUCCGAUUGAACCAUGGCAUAUCCAGCUAAGAAGUUCAUCAACGACCCCAACGAUGUUGUUACUGAAUACAUUCAAGGUCUUGUGCACACUUAUCCUGCUCUCCAAUAUUUAGAUGGCUUUCCUCAGGUGAAGGUUGUGUUACGUGCCGAUGUUUCAUGUACAACAUACGAUAAAGUUUCAAUCAUAUCAGGGGGAGGAAGUGGCCAUGAGCCUGCUCAAGCUGGAUAUGUUGGAGAAGGAAUGCUGACGGCAGCCAUCUGUGGGGACAUCUUUGCCUCUCCCCCAGUCGAUUCAAUUCUAGCUGGGAUACGAGCUGUGACUGGUCCUAUGGGAUGUCUUCUGAUUGUCACGAACUACACCGGUGAUCGUUUGAACUUUGGUUUGGCUGCUGAGCAAGCAAAGUCUGAAGGUUACAAAGUAGAGACUGUAAUUGUUGGGGAUGAUUGUGCCUUACCUCCACCUCGAGGAAUUGCUGGAAGAAGAGGUUUGGCAGGCACUAUUCUGGUUCAUAAGGUUGCAGGAGCUGCUGCCGCCGCUGGCCUUUCUCUCAUUGAUGUUGCUGCAGAAGCAAAACGUGCAUCUGAAAUGGUGGGCACAAUGGGGGUUGCAUUAUCCAUUUGCACACUUCCUGGUCAGGUUACAUCAGAUCGUUUGGGCCCUGAAAAGAUGGAACUGGGUCUUGGAAUUCAUGGAGAACCUGGUGCAGCUGUGGCAGAUCUUCAGCCUGUAGAUGGAGUGGUUUCUCAUGUUCUUAUGCAAAUAUUGUCUCCGGAAACAAACUAUGUUCCUAUUACACGAGGUUGUAGAGUGGUUCUCAUGGUCAAUGGGUUAGGUGGCACUCCUUUAAUGGAACUAAUGAUUGUGACAGGAAAGGCAGUCCCAAAAUUGCAGCUGGAACACGGGCUGGCUGUUGAUAGGGUUUAUACAGGGUCAUUUAUCACUUCUCUCGAUAUGGCAGGUUUCUCAAUUUCUAUCAUGAAGGCUGAUGCAUCUAUUCUUCAACGAUUAGAUGCUGCAACUAAAGCUCCGUAUUGGCCAGUCACGGAAGAUGGUAAUCGCCCACCUGCCAAGAUUCCUGUUCCAGUUCCACUGUCUCAAUCAGCUAAGAGUGACAAGCCACAGAGUCAGCCAGUAUCACUAAAUAAGCAAGGUCAGGUUCUUCAGGAAGCCAUUGAAGCUGCUGCAAAUGCAAUUAUAAAUCUCAAGGACAGUCUAAAUGAAUGGGAUAGCAAAGUUGGUGAUGGUGACUGUGGAUCAACUAUGUAUAGAGGUGCAAAAGCAGUUCUGGAGGACAUCAAAAAUUAUCCUCUGAAUGAUGCUGCAGAGACUGUUGGUGAAAUUGGAUCGUCAAUUGGACGAGCUAUGGGAGGAACAAGUGGGAUCAUAUAUACAAUUUUUUGCAAGGCAGCAUAUACACAGCUGAAAGAAAAUUCUCACUCUGGUGUCACGCCAAAACAAUGGGCUGAAGCACUUGCGGCUUCCAUUGCUGCUGUUAGUAAAUAUGGGGGUGCUAGUGCUGGUUAUAGAACAUUGCUAGAUGCCCUAAUUCCAGCAUUGUCAGUUCUUCAAGAGAGACUAAAUUCUGGUGAUGAUCCUUCCAUUGCCUUUCUUCUCUCGUCUGAAGCUGCAUUAGCUGGAGCUGAGUCAACCAAGAACAUGCAAGCUCAGGCUGGGCGUUCAACUUAUGUGUCGGGAGAGAUUCUUUCAUCAGUUCCUGACCCUGGUGCAGUGGCUGCUGCCUCGUGGUACAGAGCUGCGGCUGUAGUUGUCCAGCAAAAAACCAAUAGUUAAGCUAUGCAUAUAACUCUUCUCAAUGUCUUCUUUAUGUGCAUAUUUAGCCUAGUUGUUCCAGAUAGUUAUUCCUGUAACUAAUAGAUUCUCCACUUACGCAUUUCCAUCAACAGCAAUAUCCGUCUCAAUGUGACCUUAUGAUUGUAAUGUUCAUGUUAUUUUUAUCAGUUUAAUAUUAUAUUCUGUUAAGCUUA